This is a messenger RNA of Pyrus x bretschneideri (Chinese white pear), 801 nucleotides long. RefSeq names its product heavy metal-associated isoprenylated plant protein 47-like. The record is from RefSeq and is a predicted model, not a curated record. The transcript has 3 exons. Lineage: Eukaryota; Viridiplantae; Streptophyta; Magnoliopsida; Rosales; Rosaceae. The coding region runs from base 222 to 482 and encodes 86 amino acids.
CGGAUCGCAAUUUGCUCGUCAAGGUGAUUUUCAUCAGAUGAAAUCACGUGUAGCUGUGGCUGUCACUACCAUUCUAGAACGGUGGACGUUAUAAUAAAAAAACCUCAUCAAUUUACUUAUCACUCACAUUCUCACAGAAUUAGAACAUCCAUCCAUAAGGUUGGAUCUUCUUGGAAAACCCAAAAUUUUGGUUUUGUUCAGUACUAAUACCAGUGAAGAAUAUGAAGCAAUCCAUAACCAUUGAGGCGCAGUUUAGAUGUGAAAAAUGUCGGUCCAAGGCCAUGGAAAUAGCUGUUACAGAAGACGGUGUAAUAUCAAUGGCUUUUAAGGGGGCCAAUAGAGAUCAAAUGGUGAUUACUGGAGACGGAGUUGACGCAGCGCGGCUGGCCAAGUCAUUGAGGAAGAAGCUUGGCUAUGCAGACUUGCUGAGUGUAGAAGAAAUAACCGAAAUGAAACCGCAGAAGAAAAGUGCACCUGAAUGAGAAAAGAAAACUGAACAUGCAUAUGUUACUACUCCACUUCCAGGAGAAAUUUUUUUAUCUCACCAUCCUCAGCAGUUGGAAUUCUACAUCAGUGACCCACCACCAAGGAGUACUAGCACCAUUUUGUAGGGGGAACUUUCAUCAUUUCAGGGAAGGGGCUGUUUGCUUGGAAGUCAUAAUCUUAUUUUAAAUGAAUUUCGCAGUUUUGAUAAUCUAACAUAUUUAAAAUUUAACAAGAUCAGGUGAUCAUUUUGACAUGGUGGUUGACCUUUAGCUUGCAAUAUCUUAAUCUCACAUUGGUAAUAUGAUGGGGAUCAGG